This is a messenger RNA of Durio zibethinus, 2073 nucleotides long. RefSeq names its product putative E3 ubiquitin-protein ligase ZFP1. The record is from RefSeq and is a predicted model, not a curated record. NCBI's taxonomy places the organism in Eukaryota, Viridiplantae, Streptophyta, Magnoliopsida, Malvales, Malvaceae. Gene Ontology annotation, cellular component: nucleus. Gene Ontology annotation, molecular function: ubiquitin protein ligase activity.
UCUCUCUCUCUUUCUGUCAAAUUUCUCUCUCUUUUCAUUUUUUUUCUUAAAAAUAUUAAGUCUAUCAGGUCUCUCGAUCUCCCUUUCUCUUUCUUUCCCUAAUUUCGCUUCAAUUCGGUUCUUUCAGGGUUUCUCUAAGAUAAGCUGGUGUUCUCUUUCUUGGCUGCGGUUUUGUUGAUGAUUAUAAGCAGGGACAAAUUGCAGUAACAAUUUAUUGGAUCAGCAUGGGCCAAAGAAAUAUGAUAUGCCCUAGUCAGAUGAUUAAUUUAGAAAUGGAUCAGCGAGGCCAGGGAUAUCUUCAUCAUGAGCCCUGCAUCUUUUUGGGCAGCAUAACUAACUAUCCACCACCUGAUAUCCAGAUGGCAGUCACAGCUCCUUUGAACACAACUACUCUUGAUACUCAUCCCUUACCAGAGCAUUAUGACAGCAGUAUGUUCUAUGCGAUGCCCCGGUACCCUGGUGGUCAGCAUCAUCAUCAUUCGCCAAAUCUUGAUCUUGGUAUUGGAAGUGCAUCCAACAUUUACAUUCCCUAUGUGGCUAAUCCUUCGUCCAGUGUUCCUGUAAAUCAUGGACCCACAGACCUGAUGCCAUCUUCAAGCAACUAUAGUCUUCUUGGAGUUUUUGCUGAUGAAUAUGCAAUGAAUUGUCACUUCAUGGAUAAUGUUAGAGGCUCAUAUAAGAGAAAGAAUUCUGAAGGGAUCCCAGGAAAUUUUCAGCAUUUUAAUGCCUCAUCAAGCUCUAGUUGCUUAGUUGCACCAUUAAAUACUAGGCCUAAUGGGCUUGGCACGGUGGAUGUUGCAUCUUUCACCAUUCCUCAGUAUAGGGGAAAUGGCCUUCCACCAAUUAGAGAAGCAGGAUCUCAAAGAAGUGUGAGGAACAGAUUAGGUGCAACUGCAGUGGAUCCUGUUUUGAUGCAUGGUGCUAACCAUUUUUUUCAAGGAAAUUACAUGGAUCAGCCCUUUCAGCCAACAAUAACAGAUGGGGGUGCCUCAGCUUGGACUCAGGCUGCUGGUGUUCCUUAUAUGCAUGGUAGCAAUGUUGGUGGACCUAUGGAUACCAGGCAUAGAAUUUCCUCAAACUUUUCACAUUCUUCUCCCCGUGACCUUCGGAACCAGAAUUUCCAACGUCCUGCACCACCUAUUGAAGGAGUAAGAGGCCACAGCAUUAACGUUCAUCCACAAGUAGCAGCAGUUCCUUAUCGUUUUCCAGCAAGUUUUGCCUCACAGAGCAUCAUGAAUCCUUCACAGGAUAUGGGGCGUAGGCAAAUGGGACCAGUUCCACCUACUGGCUUUAGGAUAUAUCAUUCUGGCCGAGAGAGUGGUGCUGCACAUGAGACAACUCUGAGACACCGCAAUCUUCCACACCUUAGAGUUCUUCCACCAGAUGGAGUUGCUGUACUGGAGUUCCCGGAAUUUUACGAAGAAGUAGAGAAUUUUAUUGAUCAUCACAGAGAUAUGCGCUUGGAUAUAGAGGACAUGUCUUAUGAGGAGCUACUUGCUCUGGGAGAGCGAAUUGGCAAUGUGAACACUGGGUUGUCAGAUGAAAUUAUUAUAAGUAAAUUGAAAACAAGAACUUAUUCAACAUUUGCAACAAAUAUUAAUCUGGAAGAGGCUGCACCCAUUGACCAGGAACCUGAUUCUUGCAUUAUUUGCCAGGAGGAUUAUAAGAACCAAGAGAAAAUCGGAACUCUUGAUUGUGGACACGAGUAUCAUGCAGGUUGCUUAAGGAAGUGGCUGCUCGUGAAGAAUGUAUGCCCCAUCUGCAAAUCUGAGGCAUUAGCCACAGGGUCCAAGAAUGAUAUAUAAAACAUGGGGUGACUUGACCCAGCAAAAGAAAUAAAUUACAUAAAAUGGUUGAUGGUGGCAGAAUCAAUCGGAGGAAGCUCUCCCAGAUGUCUUAUGACUAAUGUGUUUACUAUAACUAAAUUGAUAUCUGUCGAGUAUUUUGUACAUGAACUUGCAGAUAUCUAACAGACAGCCAAUCAUCAAUCAUUAAUUUGUUGGCUAUGUAAUUAUCAACAAUUGUACAGACCCUGAUUAUUCAGUCUCAUGCUAUAAUAUUAACUUUCAGCUA